This is a messenger RNA of Tarenaya hassleriana, 1764 nucleotides long. Its product is annotated as pentatricopeptide repeat-containing protein At3g06430, chloroplastic. Lineage: Eukaryota; Viridiplantae; Streptophyta; Magnoliopsida; Brassicales; Cleomaceae. Bases 44 to 1474 code for a protein of 476 amino acids. The transcript has 2 exons. The record is from RefSeq and is a predicted model, not a curated record. Gene Ontology annotation, molecular function: protein binding; mRNA binding.
UUAUCCGUAACAGAGAGUGCUGUCUGAAGGGAGGAGGACGACAAUGGUGUCCAUGUCUCUCUCGUUCUCUUCUUCCAUCUGUUCGUCUCGUCUUCCUGAUGGAAAUAGGAUAAUUCGUUCCCAGAGAAACUUGGGCUUCAUACGGUGCGUUUUGGCGGCUUCUUCAUCUUCUUCGGGAGGUGCUACGAAGAAGAGGCUUUGGAAAGAUGGAGAAUUUCAUGGAAUCACGGAGCCAAUCGCCCCGAGACGAGGACCGAUCAAGAACGUGAAGAAGAAAAUGGAGCGAAAAAUCAAUUCCAAAGCAUGGGUCAACACCGUCACCGAGACCUUGUCUGAUCUCAUCGCGAAAAAGCAGUGGUUCCAAGCCCUCGAGGCUUUUGCCAUGUUGAGGGAGCAACCAUUUUACCAACCGAAGGAAGGAACUUACAUGAAGCUACUCGUUCUUCUCGGCAAAUCCGGACAACCCGUACGUGCCCGCAAGCUAUUCGACGAAAUGCUUGAAGAGGGAUUGGAACCCACGGCUGAACUCUACACUGCUUUUCUCGCGGCUUAUUGUCGGAACAAUCUCAUCGAAGAGGCUUUUUCGAUUCUUAAUGAAAUGAAAACCCUGCCUCGAUGCCAGCCCGAUGUAUUCACGUACAGCACGCUGCUCAAAGCCUGCGUUGACGCUUCUCGGUUCGACUUAGUCGAUUCAUUGUAUGUGGAAAUGGAUGAGCGUUUGAUAACUCCAAACACCGUUACACAGAACAUAGUUCUAAGUGGGUAUGGCCGGGUGGGAAGGUUUGAUCAGAUGGAGAAGGUUUUGUCCGAGAUGCUGGAGAACAAGGAGUGCAAACCGGAUGUCUGGACUAUGAACAUCAUCCUCAGUGUUUUCGGGAACAUGGGUAAGAUCGACAUGAUGGAGAAGUGGUACGAAAAAUUCAGGAACUUCGGGAUUGAGCCGGAGACCCGGACUUUCAACAUCUUGAUCGGUGCUUACGGGAAGAAGAGAAUGUACAACAAGAUGUCGUCGGUGAUGGAAUACAUGCGAAAGCUUCAGUUUCCAUGGACAACAGCCACUUACAACAACAUCAUCGAGGUCUUUGCUGAUGUCGGGGACGCCAAAAACAUGGAGUAUACGUUCGAUCAGAUGCGUGGAGAGGGCAUGAAAGCGGACACGAAGACCUUCUGCUGUCUGAUAAAUGGAUAUGCAAAUGCAGGUCUCUUCCACAAGGUUAUCAGUAGUGUUCAGUUAGCUGCUAAGUUCGAGAUACCCGAGAACACGGCGUUUUACAAUGCGGUCAUAUCCGCCUGCGCGAAAGCCGAUGACUUGAUGGAGAUGGAAAGGGUUUAUGAAGGAAUGAAAGGAAAACACUGUAAACCCGAUUCGAGGACCUUCGAGAUUAUGAUCAAGGCGUACGAGAAGGAGGGUAUGAAUGAUAAGAUCUAUUACUUGGAACAGGAAAGUCAACAACUUUCAGAUCUUGCUCUGUAGAGAAAGUGAAUCUUAAGGACAAAAACUGGACUGAUGUCAAGGUUGGAGCAGAUAACCAUUGAGGAAAAGUAGGCAUCCUCAUCAUCGUCAUCAUCAUCAUCAUCAUCAUCGUCAUGUUCAUGUCUGGAUAGGAUGUUUGAAGCAUAAAAGGGAUGAAAUCAGAAAUUAGGGAUUUUGUGACUAAUUGUGGAGAGAGCGAGAAGGGUAUUUUAUUUUUUGUAUUUGAACUGGGAGAGAAGGAAAGAGUCUUACGUUGUUAUUUUGUAAUCCACUUUUGUCUCUUUGCAUUA